AUGGCCCUGUUCCGCAAAUUUUUUUACCGGAAGCCGCCCGACGGGCUUCUGGAAAUCUCAGAGAGAGUUUACGGUAUGUCUCUGACUAGAUCUUGUGUUUUCAUCUAGACUGGUCCAUAUUCAUGUAGAAUGCGCUUGGCAUUGUUGUAUCAUUCUUUGCAUCACGCCAUCAUGUUUCUCCUGUCAUGGUAUCCUUCGUAUGUUUCCGGUUUCCUCUCUGACAAUUUCCUCUGCAGAGUAUUUUGCAUUUGCACCGUCUGUGUGGGCGUUUCUGAGAAUUGGGUACGAACGAUUGAAAAACUUUUUUGCACAAGGCAUCAUGGACCCGAGAGCUUAAGAAACCAGAGGUCAAGAAAACAUGAAUACUAAAUUAUUGCGUAGUGAUUUAAUGUUUAACUGAAUUAAAACACCUUACAUUAUAUCCAUGGAAGCAGGCGUGGAUAAACAGAAGCUAUGUAGAGCUCUCUCCCUCUCUCCCCCCCCUCAACAUUUAUGUGGUAUUGCUGGAAAGUUGGAAAUGUUCUUGAAUGUAAGAUGGUUCGGCUUUAGUUUAUGCAUUAAAAAAAUUAUCUUAAUUGGGGUCUCCAACUAAAAAAAGUAAAAUGUGGACGGAAACACUCCUUAAUUGAGAGGGAGGGCUACACAUAAAUCAGCCAAACUGAUGAAUGCACCAGCCUUCCGAGUAUGGCAUGUGUUUGGGAAAUGUUUUGCUACUUCUUGCAUCGGAAGUGAAUCUUGAGUUUAUAUAGGUCAUGAUAUUUAAACGCAAAUUGAAUUUAUUACUUUCCCAUGUGUGGUUCAGUGUUUGAUUGCUGCUUCUCAACUGAUGUCUUGGGCGAGGAUGACUACAAAGUCUAUAUGGGAAGCAUUGUUCCUCAGCUUAAGGAGCAUUUCCCAGACGCAUCUUUCAUGGUCUUCAAUUUUCGAGAGGGUGAGAAGCAAAGUCAAAUGGCCAAUAUAUUGUCUGAUUAUGAUAUGACUGUGAUGGACUAUCCCAAGCACUACGAGGGUUGCCCAUUGCUCACAAUGGAAAUGAUCCACCAUUUCUUGCGAUCUUGUGAGAGCUGGCUUUCUCUUGGUUUGCAGAACAUCUUGCUGAUGCACUGUGAGCGAGGUGGUUGGCCAGUUCUUGCAUUCAUGUUAGCAGCACUUUUGAUUUACCGGAAGCAGUAUACAGGAGAGCAGAAGACUAUCGAGAUGAUUUAUAAACAAGCCCCACGUGAACUCUUGCAGUUGUUGUCGCCGCUUAAUCCUUUGCCUUCACAGCUGAGGUACCUACAGUAUGUUUCCAGGAGGAAUGUGGCAUCAGAAUGGCCUCCACUGGAUAGGGCUCUGACGUUGGAUUGUGUUAUCCUUCGAAAUCUGCCAAACUUUGAUGGGGAAUAUGGAUGCCGGCCAAUAUUCCGUAUUUAUGGUCAAGAUCCUUUCAUUGGCAGUGACCGGACUCCCAAAGUCUUAUUUUCUAUGCCGAAGAAGAGCAAAAUUGUUCGGCAUUACAAACAGGUGAGCCAAAGCUUCUCUUUACCUCGUAGGUCUGCAAUUUUUUCGUUUUAUUUGUACAUUAAUUCUAUAAAUCGAACGAAUUCUAUUGUCUAGUGAGUGCCUCUGUCAGACUGGAUUUUUGUAUGCUUCCUCAUUACUGCCUAAGUUUUAUGUUCUGAAGCAUAAAUGGAUGCUUCUCACAUUUGGUUUUGCAGGAUGAGGUGUUUAAUAAUGCUUUACACAGAAGAAACUUGGUGCCCUCACUCAUUUGGGAAUCCUUGCCCAUAUAGAGGCAGGAUGCCUCUAAAGCACCUUGUUAACGUUUUUUACUUUAUAUUUUUUGUAGUAUGUUUAGAUGGAGAUGUGUCCUUUUGAAGUUUUAUGUAAUCCUGUCGAAAUUUUUCGAUUCACUGUUUGCCUGAUAAUCUUAGUCUUUCUUUGAUCUAUUCCUCAUAAUUUCUUGACUUAGAACUGACGUUCAUCUGCUGGAAACAGACAGAUUGUGAACUAGUUAAGAUCGACAUUCACUGCCAUAUCCAAGGAGAUGUUGUACUGGAAUGCAUCAGCUUGGAUGAAGACUUGGAACGUGAAGUGAUGAUGUUUAGGGUCAUGUUUAAUGCAGCUUUCAUUAGAUCGAAUAUUCUAAUGGUCAAUCGAGAUGAGAUUGACAUUCUGUGGGAUGCCAAGGACAAUUUCUCGAAGGACUUCAGGGCAGAGGUAUGCAUUCCUUUAAUUAUCAAACUCUCCCUUUCUCCCUAUUUGUUGAUUCACGUGGUCUAUUCUGUUUCUCCUUUUUUGUGUGAAGGUUCUUCUUUCAGACAUGGAUACUAGUACUUCUUUUAUCCCUGUUGAGCUGGCUACUGGUGACAUGAAGGAAGGUCUUCCGAUUGAGGCAUUUUCUAAGGUGCAAGAGAUCUUUAGCAAUGUUGAUUGGCUUGAUCAAAAAGGAGAUGCUGCACAUCAAGUUCUUCAGCAGAUAACAUCCCUGAACUUCUUAGUAGACAAAGUAGAUAUUUGCUCUCCCCAGAAAGGGGGAAUAACUUUGCUGCAAGAGGCAAGUCUUUCUAUACUCAACCAGAGACAGCAGUCUGACGAAUCUGAUAAUGAAACCAGGAAGUCGUCACCUUCCACUCGAAAGCAGCUGCUGCUACCCGCUCUUACCCACCCUACUGAUGCAAAUCUCACAAAACAGAAAACCCAUGCUGCAUUGGAGGGUGUAGAAACCAUUGACACUGGGCACCCACCUUCUCCGUCUCUCUCACCUGUUGCCUCUUACUUACUCAAGAGUCCCCGAACAAAUAACCAUUCAGCUCAAUCUCCUCCACUUCUUACACCAGCGAACUCUACCUCAAGACCUUUAGUUGUUUCUCCCCUUAAUCUUUCAGGACAACCAUCAGGUGUGAAGUUCCCUUCUUUAUCAGUCUUGACACCCAAUAUCUCAAUUGCUACUUCAUCACAAACGUCGUCUCUUGCUCCUUCUCCCUCGUCUCCUUCACUAUCACCUCUUUGUCCGCCUCAUUCUGCACCAACGUUAUCAAUCCCUUCCACAGACAUCAAACUAAACAAGACACCACCUCCCCCUCCUUCCACUCCUCCAAUCGCCCCUUCGUUUUCUUCUCCCCCUCCAACAAAGCUUGACAACACGGUUACCACUGCCCCUUCCCUUCCUCCUCCACCACCACCACUUUCAAGUUCCAAACCUGGAUCUAUGGCACCACCUCCUCCUCCGCUUCCGAGUUCCAGGCCUGCAUCAAUGGCACCACCUCCUCCUCCGCCUCCAAGUUCCAGGCCGGCAUCAAUGGCACCACCUCCUCCUCCACCUCCAAGUUCCAGGCCGGCAUCAAUGGCACCACCUCCUCCUCCACCUCCAAGUUCCAGGCCGGCAUCAAUGGCACCACCUCCUCCUCCACCUCCAAGUUCCAGGCCGGCAUCAAUGGCACCACCUCCUCCUCCACCUCCAAGUUCCAGGCCAGCAUCAAUGGCACCACCUCCUCCUCCACCUCCAAGUUCCAGGCCGGCAUCAAUGGCACCACCUCCUCCUCCACCUCCAAGUUCUAGGCCGGCAUCAAUGGCACCACCUCCUCCUCCACCCCCAAGUUCCAGGACUGCAUCAAUGGGACCACCUCCUCCUCCACCCCCAAGUUCCAGGCCAGCAUCAAUGGCACCACCUCCUCCUCCACCUCCAAGUUCCAGGCCGGCAUCAAUGGCACCACCUCCUCCUCCACCUCCAAGUUCCAGGCCGGCAUCAAUGGCACCACCUCCUCCUCCACCCCCAAGUUCCAGGACUGCAUCAAUGGCACCACCUCCUCCUCCACCCCCAAGUUCCAGGACUGCAUCAAUGGCACCAUCUCCACCUCCUCUACCUCAUCUUGGAGCACAUAAUUCUGCUAUUUUGUCUUCACAAAAAUUAUCCCACGUUCCACCUGUGCCACCUCCACCAUUACCUUCUGGUGUGCUGGGUAGUCCAUCCAAUCCCUUAAUAAGCAGGGGGAAUACUGUACCCCCUGCCCCUACUGAAUGCAUGGGGUCCCCAACAAGUUCUACAUGUAUAAAGGGUCGUAGUUUGAUGCGCACACCAAAUCCAAGGAAUGUGCUUUCUCAACAAUCAUCAUCUAAGAAAACUUCUUUAAAGCCGUUGCACUGGAUCAAAGUAACGAGAGUGGUGCAGGGAAGUAUAUGGGCAGAAGCACAGAAGCACGAUGAAUCAUCUAAGUACGCAAAAUUGAUUUAUUUUCUUGGUGGUGUAUUCUUGAAUUAGUAGCUGAAGAAUUUUUAUGUGUUAUUCACAUCUCUUUCACAAUAACAUUUGUGGUAGGGCUCCUGACUUUGACAUGUUCGAACUUGAGAGUCUUUUCUCAGCAGCAGUUCCAGCAGCAGAUAUUUACAAUUCAGCUGAAAAAUCGAGGCGUGCAUCAAUUGGGUCAAAAUCUGAGAAAAUCCAUCUGGUAUUUUUCCUUUACUUGAAACUAUAAUGUGCUAUUUAACUAGGAUGCUAUGUUGAUUUUUUAAGUGGAAGCCAGUACAUAAAAUGGGUUCGAGCUCUCUUAAAAGAAUACAGAACAUUAGGGGGAAUGCAGUAUUGGAUUAGGAGUUUGUAUUGGCAAUACUUGAUCUCAUAAGAUCAGAACUGAAUUGGCUGCUACUUAAACCCUGUCUAGUGUUGUCCAGACCUGCUUGAAUUGGCCAUGGAUGGGCCUAUCUAGGUGUGUUGUGUUAAUGCUGGCCAGUUUCAGUCAUAAUUAGCGCACACACAAUUGGACGAGCCUGGUCAAAUCAGCCAUCCCGAUUUGAUUUGGGCUUAUUUAUAUUAUGACGUAUCGGAAUCUUGCAUACUUUUAAAAGUUGGAUCACCUGAACAAUCCCAAUCUAUAUCAGCUGCCAUGUGGACAUGGAUGAUUGGAUAAAUGACAGAAGCAUAUUGCUGAUCUUGACCACAAAUUAUCUAUUUUAUUGCAAAGCUAUGGCCACAGUGCUGUCUUGUGGACGGACUAUUAACUUAGGUUUCCUGUGGCAUGCUGAUUAAGCAACUGUCAGGUUUUUGGGUGCGAAAUAUCUAAUUUAUCCUUUUUGAUAUUUGUCAACAGCAUGAUUAUUGAUUCAAUGAGGUCCGACAUUAUGCUUGAUUUUGACUUCCUAAUGUAUUAGAUUUUCUGUAGCUUGACUUUGGUGAGCAUUGACUAAUGUAUUUCCUGUUGUGCAUUUGUCUCCACUGAAGUAAUAUGUUUAACGUGGUCACUUGCAGGUUGAUCUAAGACGGGCUAAUAACUGUGAAAUUAUGCUAACUAAGGUUAAGAUUCCACUGUCUGAUUUGAUGGUAAGUUAAUGAAUAUUGUAUGAAUGUUAAUUGCUUGGUGCUUGCUAUGGCGAUCGUGCCAAUAGAUUGUUACCGUGCUGCUUUUCCUCAUCUCUCAGGGAUGUUCAUUUUUUCCUUGGCCGUUUAUGCUUAAUUUUUCUUCACCCUAGCGCUUAUACUAUGAUGUCCAUGGUUGUUCUGGCCAGAGAACUUCUGGAUGUAAUUAAUCUGUGAAGGGUUUAUUUUUCAUUUUCAAUUUUCUCAAAUCUUGUGGUGUUUUGUAGAUUUCACUGCUUGCUCUGGACGAUUCUGUUUUAGAUGUUGACCAGGUAGACAACCUCAUAAAGUUUUGCCCAACAAACGAGGAAAUCGAGCUGCUAAAGGUAGCUACUCAGAUACCAUUAUGCCUGAGUUUUGAUCAAGUAAUGGGCGUUUAUCACUACUUACAUAUAUUUCUAUCGAGCAGGCAAAUUUUCGUCACUGAUAAUGUUCCGAGUUGCUUUUUACUUCAUUCCUUUGGAUUAUUAAUUGUGUUUAAUUCUAUAUUUAGGGUUUCAGCGGGGAUAAAGAAAACUUGGGGAAAUGUGAGCAGGUCAGCAGACAUUCGUCUCUUCCUUUCGUUGUUUGGUUUUCUCAUUUGAUAAGUAUCACUUUUUAUCUCUUUUAUACUUCGAUCAAUGACGUUCGUGAAAAUUCAUUAGGGAAAAAGUCGUUCGAUUGGCAUCAAUCUAUUGCUUAUUUUGUCUUGGAUGAUUCUUCCUUUGUUAAUAAUAUAAUCCCUUUUCUAACCCUUGCUCAGAAUGUGCGAAUGUCCUGGUAUUUUACGAUUUUCCUUCAGUGUUGAUCCGUCCUUGAUUGGAUGACUUGGGGAAUUGUCUCUUUUUAUUUCUUUCUGAUUCGUACUGCCCACUGUUUAAAUGACAGUUCUUCUUAGAGUUGAUGAACGUGCCACGGGUGGAAUCGAAGUUGAGAGUUUUCUCUUUUAAGAUUCAAUUCCGCUCUCAGGUUUGGGGACAGCACAUGUGGUUAUCUUUGUUAACGCAAGUAAUUUUUGUCAUUGAUCUUAUUUAAGAUCAAUGAUAGGAUUUAAUCUCUUCGUAUCCUUUUUGGUUUUAGGUUGCUGAUCUUAGCAAGAGUUUGAACACUGUGAAUUCUGCAUCGAAUGAGGCAGGUUCUAGCUACUCAUUGCAGGUUCUGCUUAUUCAGCAAAGUUAAGAUUUCUCACUACUCUGGCAUCUGUGUUGUCAGAUUAGAAAUUCUACCAAGUUGAAGAGAAUCAUGCAGACAAUUCUUUCUUUGGGAAACGCAUUAAACCAGGGAACUGCCAGGGGUGAGCUGGAUAUUGUGUUUACAUUGCUCUAAUUUUAUCGUGUUGGAAGUUAUUAAAUAUGAUAUUUCAAGCGGCAACAUUUUGCUAUUAUGCGGUUGUUGUGAGCGAGUUUAUAGUGAUGUAGUGCUGACUAGAUAACUGAGCUCAACGCGCACUCCAUGUUUAGUACUUUUUAUGGAAUGAAGCCAUGAAGGAAAAUAUCAUUGGUAAGGAUGUGGAAAUAACAAGCUGAAAGCUGGUUUUCAAUCUCGUGCAAUUAAUGGUAACUGAUUGUAAUUCGCUAAGUUGUGAUGCAGGCAGUAAGUGCUUGAAUCUUCUAUGCAUUCGUGUCCUGUCCCGUUGCAAGCAGGAAGCUUUUGCUAUUCGAUUUUCUGAUAGAAAUAAUCUGACGGAAACUAUAUGCUUGCAUUAACGGGAGAAAAGAGGGGCAUGGCAGCAAAUUAUAUACUCUAUCAGUUGGUGUCAAACUUUCUUCCUAUGAUUGUUGGAGUUAUUUAUUGAAACACUUUCAUCAUACUGUUGCUUUUUCCGCUAUUUAUAUUCUUGUUAGCAUGCUUUUCCGUGUACUCACUAAUGUGGAAGAAAUACUCAACAAGUUGCGAACAGAAUAACCCCCGCCUUUAGAGAAGAGAAUUCUUUUAGCACAUCUAACUUUUGCUAUUCGCUUUUCCCACAAAUCCUACUAGUUUUGCAUUCCUUUUUCCUGCUUUAUUUUACACAUUAUAUAGUUGCUCUGCUGGAUUUGCAGAAUCAGCUCAACGAAACUGAUAAGAAAUCACAAUCUGAUUUACUUCGUGUAGUUAUCUUUUAAUCUGCUAGUUUUCACUAUUUUCUUCACCCCUCACUUGUUCUCUCUGCUCUUCUUUUUACCGUUGUCCUGUUUUAUUGCAACAUCAUUUUCCUUCAUUUGACCAUGGUUAAUGUAAUAAAUAAAAACCGGUUAUUUUACUAGCUAUUGCUAUAUUAUGUUAGCCUUGUUGGGUUCUAUUUUCUCUAGUGGGAUGUGGGGCUGGCUCAAUGAAUUUUAUCGGACAUGUUCAAGACCCUUGGAUUGUGAACAUGCAACACAACGAAUUAAAAGUUUGAACACUUUUUUUCCAUUCGUUUCUAUUUUUUUAUUCAUUUUUAUCAUCUGUGCGCGACGGAUGGUUCAUGAUUCUUAAGAGCAUGCACGGGUGGUUGAAGUCCCUUCUCUAUAUCUCAUCUUAAGAGCAUGCAUGUGCGCGAAAGUCUCUGAAGAUCUCCAUCUCUUUGUGCUUUUCCAUCUUUGUUGCCACAUGAAGGGAGGGUGAUGUGGCAAUUUGUGUUUUAGUGGAUGUGAUGAGUGUGAGACGAGCGUGAUGCAGUGAAAGAUGUGGAGAUAGCUGGUUUCGGGCUUCAUGGGGCAUGUUCAGGCGCAUAUCCCAUAAAUUGGGUAAUGGCGGAUGUUCAUUGAGAUCCCAUGGACAAGUGAAAUUCAGUUGGAAUUAGUUUCGCAUUCAAGGCAGAGUCAGCAAACAUUGGGGUGAACGUGCGACCUAACUUCUUCCUUUCAGUUCCAUCGUCACCCAUAUUGAAUGUUUCCUCGAUUGUUCAGGAGUCCUUUCUUGUAAUAAACGUCGUGCUUUCUGGUGUGGGUAAGUAGUUUAUUUUCUGUGCCUGCCUAGAUUAUCUGGCUCACUAAAUUGCUCCCAGAUUCUGAUGAAUUGUACUGGGCUUCAACUCUUAGUAUUCCUCUUCUCUGAUCUUUAGUCAUGAUUAAGCCAGACCACGAGGAGAACAAGAUGCAAAACACAUUCAAAAUGUUGGAUGUCAGAUAGGAGAAAAUGUGCUCAACAACCGACUCAAAAACUGGGAAAAGGAAAGUAGAUACUGUGCAACCAAGAGAAGUGAGUGAAUGAAAAUAUAUACAGAACAUAAUAAGUAUGCUUUGGUGUCAAAGUCCAGAAUCCAGGCUAUGAAUCGUGGUGAAUGUAUUUAUUUCGAGGUCAUGUAGGCAUUUGUAAAUAACUGUGUGCAAAAAAUCUGGUGGUAUUUUUUAACACCCUUUAGUCCCAUCUGUGGCAACAUCACUCCUAAAUCCUUGUACUCGCCUUUUUUUUUCCAGCUUCUGAAAAGUUCGGCCUGUCUUUUGUUUUUGCUCAAUUCUGUGCAGGUUCUGCUAUUGGAUUUAGGUUGGAUAGCCUUCUUAAGCUCAGUGAUACACGUGCUCGUAACAACAAGAUGACUCUCAUGCAUUAUCUUUGUAAGGUACAGGUUUUUUUCAUAUAUCCUUUUAAGAGUUUUUAAAGAAAUGCGUGAGGUAGGUACAAUGCUGAUACUGUUUUCAAUCGAAUAAAAAAUAAAACCAUCUGUAUAUGUGUUUUUGUAUCUUGAAUGCGUUAAUGUACGGUUAAUAUCAAAUGAGAAUUCUGUCAGGAAUUCUGUAUCUCGAAUUUGUAAAUGGAUGGUUUUGCAUAUUAUGUUUUUUAGUACGCUUACAACUUUAGUCAGCGAUAAAAAAAUCUUGGGUGACGGAUUUUGUCCUAGUUCAUUUAAAUAUCCAUUUUGACCCAGUGAAGCAGAUUCUUAUUUGUCUAGGUACCGGUGUCCACAGCCUUGGUAAAUUCUUCUGGGUCAGAGAACAUACUCUAGGAUAUUUCUACAGUUCUUGAUUUCUUUUUGUGUCCAGUGACAAUUCAGUUUCAUUCAUUAAUGUUGUUAGAGAGUGGGUACCCUUUCCAACAAUUUUGUCUGCAUGCUACUCGAAGAGAGAGAAAGAAGAUGAAAGUGUCCAUAGUUUUUGUUCCUUUUCGUUCAGUAUUGGCACAAAAAUCGUAUCAAGAAACCACUGCCCUUUUGCUUACACAAAGUGAUCUCCCAUCUUUCUGGGAGCUACCUUCCUUUUCUGUCUUAAAAGAUUUUCUUUCCUCCUGACAACGCUGCACAGACGCUAUCAGAUGGGAGGAUGUUCUUCACUGUUUCUGUUCACCAAUUUAUUCGUGGGUUUCCUUGCAGCUUAGGCCCUCUAGGAUUGAGAUUUACUCCCAGUGGGAGCAUGAUAACGUCUAAGCUCGUGCCUUUGGAUCACCCAUUGUAACUCCUAGAUUUGCUUCAGAGUUGUUUUUGAUUUCAGCUGUUUCUAUUGCAUAUUUAGCCCAGCACUGGGAUUGGUGUUUGCUUUGUGCUCUCCUGCUUCGUGUCUCGAUCGAUAUCUGAUUUGAUUCUUAUUAUAUGUUCGACCCAAACUCUGGUUGUUGUCACUCUUGCUUAUGAAUUCAUCGGAUGACUGCUAGGUGCUUGCCGAUAAGCUUCCGGAGCUUCUUGAUUUCAAUGAUGACCUCGUUAGCCUAGAAGCUGCAUCAAAGGUGUCUUUCUUCAAUCCGCGCGUCUUACUUACUCUUCCCAGAUGACAUUCCACACAAAUUGAACUCUCCCAUGGCUUUCCGUAGGUACAAUUGAAGACCUUGGCUGAGGAGAUGCAAGCAGUCAGCAAAGGGCUGGAGAAGGUUGAGCAGGAGCUGACGGCAUCCGAGAAUGAUGGACCUGUGUCGCGCCUUUUCAGUCAGGUACUCCUGAUUUUCCGCUCGUCUUGAUAAAAUCCUCACUUGAAUGAAGUGCCGAAUAUGGUCAACGGAGUACGACCAUUCUUGCUGUGUAGUAAGACUAUUUGAUGGUCAACGAAGUACUAUCAUGUUCUUCUUUCUGUGUGGGAUCGAAGAUCUGGGGUCUUAUCACAAGGAUCAUAUUUGGUUAGCCUGAGAGAAAAAAUAAAAUAAAAUCAAAGGAUGGAUUCACAUUUGUGCUCGUCUUCAUGAUCUACACUUGAAUGAAGUGGCGAAUAUGGUCAACGGAGUACUAUCAUUCUUGUUGUGCAACAAAACUGUUUUUUCAUAAUCCAAACGGUAUAUAUAUUCAUAAGAGAAAUUCCUUUUUCUUGCGCAAUAAUAUUUAUUUUAUUUAUUUUCUUGAGGAACUCAGAUAAAAAAUUGUUUGUGGUGGGACCCUUUUGCUCGGGUUUGCUCCCUGAUUGCUUGUCUUUCCAUUCAUGUUCUCGCAGAAUCUGAAGGGGUUUCUCGUCACAGCUGAAGCUGAAGUGAGGACUCUAACUUCUCUCUACUCUGGAGUGGUAAGCCAUGGGCCUGCUGGUUUAUUUUUCCAUGUUAAUUAAAUAUUAAAAAGUAAUCAAAUAGAAAAAUGUGAUGCAGGGUAGAAGUGCAGACGCGUUGGCGCUUUAUUUUGGAGAAGAUCCUGUCCGUUGCCCAUUUGAGCAAGGUAAUCCUGUCCGUUCACCCAUUUGAAGAAAUAAGUAAAAUAUUGUGAUUAUAUAUAUAUAUAUAUGGGACUUAUUGGAAUAUUCCCCCAUUUUAAGUAAUAAAUAAAAUAUUGUGAUGAUAUAUACAUAUUUACAUAGGAGAUGGGCCUGUUAAAAUAAUGCAGUAUUUGAAGGAAUAAUAAAAUAAAUAAAUAAAUAAAUAAAUAAAACCACGUGAUUUUUAUGCAUGGAGCCUAAUAUACCUCCACAAAUAUACUCUGGGACAUUAUUUUUUGUAUUUAUUUUCUUCUUUUUCAUGCCUCUUAAUGGUUCCUCACCUGUUGAGCUGCACACUCAAACAGCAUGGAGAGACUUGUUUUUAUUUUAUUUCCCAUUUUCUCGUCAUUUUUCAAGCUCUCAGGCAGAGGUCGAUGACAUUGAUUGAUGUAUUUAUUUAUUAUGCCAAUUAUAAAUAAAUCUUAAUGGAAUUUUUAUUGAUCUCAUGCAGUCGUGUCUACGCUCCUUAACUUUGUCAAAAUGUUCGGGCGGGCCCACGUAGAGAACUGCAAGCAGCUUGAACUGGAACGGAAGAAGGCCCAGAAGGAGAUAGAAGCGGAGAAGAUAAAGAAGGUCAACGCCCCGCGAAGAGACCCCAGUCAACCUCUUCGAUCCCCGGUCAGAGCUACGGACGCCAAGUAA
Messenger RNA from Spirodela intermedia, 11517 nucleotides. The record is from the annotation of a GenBank genome assembly. NCBI's taxonomy places the organism in Eukaryota, Viridiplantae, Streptophyta, Magnoliopsida, Alismatales, Araceae.